AUGGCUCGGCUAAAUGACUAUACAGCUCCUCCAGAGUCAAUCGAGGCCCUCAAGCGAAGAUUUGUGCGACAGAAUAAAGAGAUCGCGCGGGUCAAUUCCAUGCAGUCCCUUCGGAUCCGAAGUCUAGAGUCUGAAGUCGCCCACCUGCUCGCGGAGAAUGUCUCCUUACGACAACAAGUGAUCAAUGUCACUCAGGAGGCCGAGAGAUUGGAGGCCGCGAAAAUGCUCCAUGCCGGGGUCUACGCGAUAAAAUCCCGACUUGACGCCAAGAUUGCAGAGCUUAAUGACCUUGCAUUAGAUCUUGGUAUGCUUCCUCGCAAGGUUGGCACGCUAGAAAAGUCCGAUAUGGAGCGCCCCAAAAUGGCGGGGUCGCGACCGCAACCAAUAGACCCGGAUUAUCCUGGCGUGGAAGAUGGGAAGCUGCCUGCCAUUUUGGAAGAUAAAUGCUACCCCCGGCGUACUCUAGAACCACUAGAGAUCCAGAAUGUCGUGCAGAUGGACUCCAGUCCCGCUCCACCUGUAUUUGAGGUCGAUCUAACACAGCAUCCUGUCACGGAAAGCCCCUCACCUAGUCCAGCAAUCCAUGAAGUCCUGCCAGAGAGCCAGCUAGGCAAUCCCCCGAUUUCUGACCACUUUCUCCCACCCACACUCGAGACACGCAAGAAGAAAAAGAGAACAGACUCCGUGACCCCCGCAAAGAAAGAUUUCACAGCGGAGGAACAGAAACCCCCUGUAGGAGACAUUAUACGGCCGGUGAAGUCAGGGUCCAAACGCAAAUUUAGCCCAGACAAAGACGGAGCUCUAUCGGAUGAGGAUGGACUUUCAGAAAGUGACGAGUUCCAAUUCAGCCGACCUAGUCAGAGUCCACAAAGGCAUGUUGACUUGUUGCAGUUGAUGCAUCAGGAUCCUUCACCCACGAAGACCCCGGUGAGCAUCAAACGUGGACCAGCCACUGGAACUAUGAAACGGAAAGUUCUUGAACCGAAGAGUGCAAAUGUCAACUUCAGCUCACCCAAGAAAGCUCGGGCAUCGUUGCAUUCUGAUAAUAAGCUCCCACUGCCGAUUGUUGGCAACGAAAAUACCGUGUCGCCCCAGAAACCGAAGGACUUGGAAAAACACAGAGGCCGUGGCUUGAAUCAGGCGGCGCGUCGACCUCGUCCAGCGUCCGAUGCUCAGAGAGAAAGAAGCUUUCAGCCCUCGAUGCAGUCAGAACAACCGACUCCUACACUACUCAAAGAUUCUCCAAUCGUCCAGUCCGACAUUGUGGUCAGUGUUGCAGAUGCUGCAGCGACAUCCCGAUCUUCGCGACGCCGGGGAGCAGUGGUCAGCUAUGCGGAGCCUAACCUGCGUGACAAAAUGCGUCGCCCAACCAAAGAACUGAUUGAUGCGGUGGGAAGAAAUGGAGCCCGCAGAUCCUCAAGCUUCCUACUUGGUGCAGAAAACUCGGGUGAGGCGGGUGAUCUAUCUCAAGGAGAAAAGCCGACCAGCCCUUGUCCGCAGCCGAACCAAAUCAAAGCCAACUCAGAUUCCACUCAUGAAGCAAUUGAUAUGUCUUCCAAAGACGACGCAUCAAAUCAAUUGUUGGAAGCAAUGUCACGACGGAGGCAAUCACGGCGCCACUCGUCUAAUCCAAACAGCGGCACUCGCGAUAAAUCGCCCCCAAGGCAUACCUCUGGGAAUGGAGAACCACAGUCUCCAGUGUGGAAGAAAUCCUCCCCCAACACAAGUCUAGCUGACAUACAGCCAGAUAGCUCUUUGGACAAUGAUGACUUCGCUGGUCAAGGUUCCAGAGUGGAUGCCAGUUAUCGCCGAGAGACUCGUGUGGCGGCUAGAAGGAAGAGUAUGAUGGUGUAA
Molecule: messenger RNA, 1854 nt
Organism: Penicillium odoratum
Lineage: Eukaryota; Fungi; Ascomycota; Eurotiomycetes; Eurotiales; Aspergillaceae
Product: shugoshin family protein
Exons: 4
Coding region: 1-1854 (617 amino acids)
Biological process (GO): meiotic chromosome segregation
Cellular component (GO): nucleus; chromosome, centromeric region
Source: RefSeq, a predicted model, not a curated record